Messenger RNA from Eruca vesicaria subsp. sativa (arugula), 1071 nucleotides. Lineage: Eukaryota; Viridiplantae; Streptophyta; Magnoliopsida; Brassicales; Brassicaceae. The record is from the annotation of a GenBank genome assembly.
AUGUGUGUCGGAAAAGACCCGCGUGAAACUAAAGCUAAAAACAAUCCAACGGUGGAAAAAGCUGCGUUACAAUUGAAAGACCAACAAAAAGAAACAAAACUCACAUCGCCUGAUUCUCUCGAUCCCGACAACAACAUGGCUUUACCUAACCAGCAAACCGUAGAUUACCCUAGCUUCAAACUCGUCAUUGUUGGUGACGGAGGCACAGGAAAAACAACUUUCGUCAAGAGACAUCUUACUGGAGAAUUCGAGAAGAAGUAUGAACCUACUAUUGGUGUUGAGGUUCAUCCUCUAGAUUUCUUCACAAACUGUGGCAAGAUCCGUUUCUAUUGCUGGGAUACAGCUGGUCAAGAGAAGUUUGGUGGUCUUAGAGAUGGUUACUACAUCCAUGGUCAAUGUGCUGUUAUCAUGUUCGAUGUAACAGCACGGCUCACAUACAAGAACGUCCCCACGUGGCACCGUGACCUCUGCCGUGUCUGUGAGAACAUACCAAUUGUGUUAUGUGGGAACAAGGUUGAUGUGAAGAACAGGCAAGUGAAGGCGAAGCAGGUGACGUUUCACAGGAAGAAGAAUCUUCAGUACUAUGAGAUAUCUGCAAAGAGUAACUACAACUUUGAGAAGCCUUUCUUGUAUUUGGCUAGGAAGCUUGCUGGUGAUCAGAAUCUUCACUUUGUUGAGUCACCAGCUCUUGCUCCACCGGAGGUUCACAUUGACGUUGCUGAGCAGCAGAAGAACGAGGCUGAUCUUAUCGCUGCUGCGGCUCAGCCUCUCCCUGAUGAUGAUGAUGAUGUUUUUGAGUAAAAGGAGCUUCUUCCACUAUGUUGUGUGUUUUAGGGGUGAAGCUUGUUUGCUUUUGUCUCUGAUUCUCUCUUGUGUUUUUGGUUUCUUUUCCAUGUUGCAUUGAUGUUAACAUAUAAAAUGAUUCAAGUCUGGUAGAAUUAAAUUGAGAUUGUUUCGUUUUGGAAUAGAGGACUUGUUUUUUGAAUUAAAGGAUGAGAUAUGAAACAUGAAACUUGCAGGAAUCAAUCAUAGAUUAUACUUUGUAGGUCUCCCUCAAGUUCAACUCCACAA